AUGAUUUGUAAAUCUAUUCAGCUUUUACAUAAUAUCUUUAAUUUACUUAAUUGGCUACCAGAUCCUAUUCCUUCUAUAGUGGAUAAAGAUUAUUAUGGUAAAUUUCAAAUAGCAUAUCAGUCAGAAACAAUAGAGCAGUAUUGUCUAAAACUUAUAUCAACAAUUACAAGUAGUAAAUGGAUGCAAUCAUCCAUUUUAGUAAAUAUCUGUGUUCAUAAAUUUAUUCAAUAUUUUCAAUGUGGGAAAACACGUUAUUUAUAUAGUGAACAUGCAUUAUCAGCAGAAGAUAAAAUAGUAUGCCAGAUUAUCAUAGAUAAGUAG
Funneliformis mosseae is the source of this 321-nucleotide messenger RNA. NCBI's taxonomy places the organism in Eukaryota, Fungi, Glomeromycota, Glomeromycetes, Glomerales, Glomeraceae. The record is from the annotation of a GenBank genome assembly.